Molecule: messenger RNA, 5876 nt
Organism: Leopardus geoffroyi (Geoffroy's cat)
Lineage: Eukaryota; Metazoa; Chordata; Mammalia; Carnivora; Felidae
Gene: OTUD5
Product: OTU deubiquitinase 5
Exons: 10
Coding region: 3110-4879 (589 amino acids)
Biological process (GO): protein deubiquitination
Molecular function (GO): cysteine-type deubiquitinase activity; K63-linked deubiquitinase activity
Source: RefSeq, a predicted model, not a curated record
AUUUUUUUCAUGUUUUAUUUAUUUUUGAGAGGGAGACAGACAGAGUACCAGUGGGGGAAGGGCAGAGAGAGAGGGAGAUAUAGAAUCCAAAGCAGGCUCCAGGCUCUGAGCUGUCAGCACAGAGCCCAACGUGAGGCUCGAACUCGUGAACCGCGAGAUCAUGAUCUGAGCCAAAGUCGGAUGCUUAACGGACUGAGCCACCCAGGUGCCCCCACUAAAUAUUAACUGCAUAUCACAUGCUAGCCCUAGUGAUACAAAGAUGGGUAAAGAAGACAUUGUCUCUGAUUUCCCGAGGUGAGCAUGGAAGGCAGAUAGUUAAGCAAUUACAAUGUAGUGUUGUAGGACUAAAAUCGAUGGGAUUGCAGAAGCAUGCAGAUGGCAGGAGGACCUAAGCCGGCCAACACCCAAAGAAUGAGGUGGAGUUGGCCAGGCAAAAGGAUAAAAACGUUUCAGGCAUUGUACAGUAUGUACAAUGACCUAGAGGUUAGAGAGCAAGCCCAAGGCCCUUGGGGAACUUAAAUGAGUUCAGUACAGCUGGGGAGGAGAGUGUGAGGUUGUGAUGAGAGCAAGAGAUCACUCCAGCUCACAAAAAGCCUUUGAAGUUAUGAUACAGAUUGUGGACUUCAUCCUAAGGAUAAUGGAGACCUCUGCAGGUUUUUAAAUAGGAAAGUUGUCAUGAGGUUUGCAUUUCAGAAGGAUGGUUCUGGCUGUGGAGAGUGGAUUCUAAAGAAACAGUCCUGGUGGGAGGAAGAGCGGUGAGGAGGCUUUUGCAGUAUUGGUAGGUGAUGGUGCCUUGGACCACGUAGUGGUGGUAACAGUUGGAGAGUCAAGAGAUUUGAGAGGUAGAGUUGGCAAGACUUGGGAUUGACAGGCAUGUGGGAGUUGAGGAAAAGGGAGCAGGCAGGGUUGACUCAAAAGUUCUGGCUUGGGCAAAGGCUGAAUGGGGGCACCAUUCCCUGUCAAAAGGAACAUCAAAGUUGUUCACACACAGUGCCAGGCACAUAGUAAGUACUUGGUGAAGAUUAGCUACAAUGAUUAUCCUAAGUUCAUGUUUAGGUGUGUAGUGCUAGACAAAUAUCCAGUAGGAAACGGGAUAUAUAGGUCACGUGAGAGGUUCAGGAGAAGAUUCAAUGUGAUAACAUGCACAGGCAUUUGGCACAGUGCCCUGAACACAAUAAGCCUAGUAAACGUGAGUCCUCUCCCAUUAAGUCUCCAGAGCAGAAAACACAACACUCUUUUUGUAGUCAUUUCUUCAGGAGUAUUCCUGAAUAUUAUUCCUGAAGGAAGAACUGAACCAGGGUCGGCAUCUGAAGGAAGAAGGUUAGGUGGCACUCAGAAGAGAUUUCUGAUCAUCUCUCUUUCAGUCAACAUGUACAGCUUGACUCCUGAGACUGGCAGCAAGCCAUCACCUCUCGCAACAACUUCUCGGCUCAUAAGCUUAUCUGAACCCCAUAACUGCUCCCUGAGGUAGUCUGGGAAGGCAUUAUCAUUCCCGUUUUGCAUGGGUAAUCUCAAAUUUGAGACAGUGACUUGUUCAAAGUCAUACAGUUGGUAACAGUCCAUGGAGGGCUGGAACUGAUGUCUUCCUGACUCCAAAGCCUGGGAUCAUUUUCGUUGCACUGCCAUUCAGACUAAUUUAUUGAGCACUUAACUCUGUGCCAAGCACAGCACUAGGCCCUUUACAAGCAUUAAUCUUUGAUCCUUAAAUUGGAAUUAUCAUUGCCAUGUUACAGAGAAGUAGAAAUUGCAGAUGGGGGCCCUGGCUGGCUCAGUGGGAAAAGCAUGCGACUCGAUCUCGAGGGUUGUGAGUUUGAGCUCCACCUUGGGUACAGAGACUACUAAAAAAAUAAAUAAUGUUUUGAAUUGCGGAUGGGGUGGAUGUUAAAUGACUUGUCAGGGAUCACUCAGACAGGAGGAGCAGAGCUACGAUUAGCCUGUAGAUCUCCAGCCGCUCUUUACCAGGAAUUUUACCAAUCCCAUUGCGGGACACUGGCUGGUGGACAGUGCUGGUUCCUAAACUUUUGCUCAAUCCAGGUAAACUCAGUUUUGGGGGGGAGCGGUGUACGGUGGGAAGGUUGUGCCGCGUUUGCGCACUAGCCACCGAGGCGGGGAGGUCAACUCGAGGGCGGGAGCGCAGUGGUGCCAAAGAGGGCGUGUUUGCCUCCCAAAUACCCAAGGUCCCCACGAUGCAGGUCUGUCCCGGUGUUGGCCAAUCCGACGUUAGUGACGGCUUCUCUUAACCAAUUACCGCAGAACUCGGCCUGUUGCCAGGGUGAAGCGGAGCCCGCCUCUCGGCAGGACAGGGAUUUGCAGGUGGGUGGGACCGGAACUGACGCUUCAGGGGAUUGCUAUGCUCUGGGAGUGUUGAUAUUUUCCAGUCAGUCCGGCUGACUGCGGCCAGGUUGGAAGCCUGGCAGGGAGUCGUUUUCAAAUUGUCGCGCCUGGGGCCGGCCGCACUGUGCUGUCAUAGUACCCCCGCCUGUGAGUCAGAGCCUCAGGGAGAGAAGAGCGCGACAGGACGGUCGAGAGAAGAAAGGCAAGGAACGAGAGUGCAGACUUUGACUGAAAUCUGAGACGGAGGGCACGGGAGGGCGAUCGCUAGCUUCUGAUUGGCCCGUGGGCAUCAUCGUAGACCCACGCAACUGCCUCGAUUGGUUGGUGUCUGCAAUUGUUUUGGCGGCGGCGAAGAUUUUGCCCACGUACUUCCGAACGAGAGGCGGGACUGUGCCCUGGCGCGCGUGCGCAGCGCCCCGGGGCCCCACCCGGUAGUUCAAGAACCUGCGAGGGGGCGGGGCGAAGAGGUGCUUGUUUUGGUUCUGUUUCCUUUGAAGCGGCAGGCCGGAACGAGCGAGCAUAGCAGUAAACUUGUUGGACUUGGAGAAAAGUCUACGACAAACUCGCCGCGGUGCCAUCAUCUAGGACUUCACAUCCGGGUUCUCCUGCCCCGUGACCUGCGCGCCACCGACGGUUCUCGAACCGGUGCCUCAAUCUCUUUAUCCGGGUCCCGCCGAUCCCGUCGUGCUUCGCGCACCACAGUAGCCCCCUCAUCCGGGUUCUAUCCCAGCGUGCCUCGCGCCGGGUUUGCUGGGGGGUACUUGGCGGUGCCGCCAUGACUAUUCUCCCCAAAAAGAAGCCGCCGCCUCCCGACGCCGACCCCGCCAACGAACCGCCGCCGCCCGGGCCGCUGCCCCCGGCGCCGCGUCGCGGCGGGGGUGUGGGCGUGGGCGGCGGCGGCACGGGUGUGGGCGGUGGCGACCGCGACCGUGACUCGGGAGUCGUGGGGCCCCGUUCCCGGGCCUCACCACCGCCUCAGGGCCCGCUACCGGGGCCGCCGGGAGCGCUUCACCGCUGGGCGCUGGCCGUGCCGCCUGGCGCCGUGGCGGGUCCGCGACCACAGCAGGCCUCUCCUCCUCCUUGCGGGGGCCCUGUCGGUCCCGGCGGCGGUCCCGGCGACGCGCUGGGCUCAGCGGCGGCGGGUGUGGGCGCGGCGGGCGUGGUGGUGGGCGUGGGCGGAACCGUAGGCGUGGGAGGUUGCUGCUCCGGGCCGGGCCACAGCAAGCGGCGACGUCAAGCCCCCGGGGUCGGAGCGGUUGGCGGGGGCAGUCCGGAGCGUGAGGAGGUCGGCGCGGGUUACAACAGUGAGGACGAAUACGAAGCGGCUGCAGCUCGCAUCGAGGCUAUGGACCCCGCAACCGUUGAGCAGGGGGAACAAAACACAGGGCCAUUCCAAUGGAUUCCAGCGACUUCCUUAAAGCAGGAGCACUGGUUUGAAAAGGCCCUGAGGGACAAGAAGGGCUUCAUCAUCAAGCAGAUGAAGGAGGACGGCGCCUGUCUCUUCCGGGCUGUAGCUGACCAGGUAUAUGGAGACCAGGACAUGCAUGAGGUUGUACGAAAGCAUUGCAUGGACUACCUGAUGAAGAAUGCGGACUACUUCUCCAACUAUGUCACAGAGGACUUCACCACCUACAUCAACAGGAAGCGGAAAAACAACUGCCAUGGCAACCACAUUGAGAUGCAGGCCAUGGCAGAGAUGUACAACCGGCCCGUGGAGGUGUACCAGUACAGCACAGGUACUUCUGUGGUGGAACCCAUCAACACAUUCCAUGGGAUCCAUCAAAAUGAGGAUGAACCCAUCCGCGUCAGCUACCAUCGGAAUAUCCACUACAAUUCAGUGGUGAAUCCCAACAAGGCCACCAUUGGUGUGGGGCUAGGCCUGCCGUCAUUCAAACCGGGGUUUGCAGAGCAGUCCCUGAUGAAGAAUGCCAUAAAAACAUCAGAGGAGUCAUGGAUUGAACAGCAGAUGCUGGAAGACAAGAAGCGGGCCACAGACUGGGAGGCCACAAACGAGGCCAUUGAGGAGCAGGUGGCUCGGGAAUCCUACCUGCAGUGGCUACGGGAUCAAGAGAAACAGGCCCGCCAGGUCCGCGGCCCCAGCCAGCCCCGGAAAGCCAGCGCCACAUGCAGUUCUGCCACAGCAGCAGCCUCCAGUGGCCUAGAGGAGUGGACCAAUAGGUCCCCGCGGCAGCGGAGUUCAGCCUCUUCACCCGAGCACCCUGAGCUGCACACCGAGUUGGGCAUCAAGCCCCCUUCCCCAGGCACUGUCUUAGCUCUUGCCAAACCUCCUUCACCCUGUGCACCAGGUACAAGCAGCCAGUUCUCGGCAGGGGCUGACCGGGCUACUCCCCCCCUCGUGUCCCUCUACCCUGCUCUGGAGUGCCGGGCCCUCAUUCAGCAGAUGUCCCCCUCUGCGUUUGCAGGUCUGAAUGACUGGGAUGAUGAUGAGAUCCUAGCAUCGGUGCUGGCAGUGUCCCAACAGGAAUACCUAGACAGUAUGAAGAAAAACAAAGUGCACAGAGAUCCACCCCCAGACAAGAGUUGAUGGAGACCCAGAGACUGGAGACCAUCUCCCAACCCCCACCACUCCUGCCCUCCGGUGCCGACCCACCUUCUUUGGCUUUCUUCCCUCUUGCCUUCUUCCCUCUCUCCUUUCGUUUCCCUCUUCCCCACUUCCCUCUGGCUGACCCACCACUGCACCCCCUUUCAUCGCUGCCACCACCACCAUCACCCGUCUCUUCGCCAGCUGACGUGCCCUGUUGCCCCCUGCACAGCACCAUCCCUGCACUCCACAGGGGACUUGGGCAAGGGUGCCGAACAUAGGCGAGAGGCACACAGAGACAAACCAACUGGCAGCCAGGCAGUCCCCGAGGAGAAACAUUCAGACAGAGGAAAGUCUCCCUGCCCCCCUCACUCCCUGCCCUGUUUCUUCCAACUUCAGAAAAACUUGUUACCCCCACCUCCACAAUGAUGCUGGGAAGGUGCAAGGAAGAAGUGGGAAUUCCCCUUCCCAGUACCCCAAGAAUGUCUGAGCCUUCAAUGUUGAAUUUUUUCUUUAUUAAAAUGUACUUUUAUCUUACAAAAUCAAUCAAUCCUAAAUGAUGUAGACAACAGCAUUGGCUCUGUGAAGGCGGCAUCUCUGGUUUGGGAGCAGGCAGGCCAUGGGCCACAGAGGGAGCACAAAGAUGUGGUUGCUGUCUCUAGCCUCCAGCUCUGUGGAGGUGGGCAGUGUCUAGAGUGCAAGCCGGGGCAGGGUGGGGGGCAGGGGGGCAGGUGUCAUAUGGGCUUUGGACACAGACUCUGACCUCGCUGCAUUCCUAUUGCUUCCACACCACCACCACUACCACCACCACCACUGGUCUCUUUGGAAUCUUGGGGUGGAAGGCACCUUUGAGGAUCAUGGCAGCCACUGCCUGCCCAGGAUUUGAGUGGGGAGUGGGAGCAGCCUCAACAGAUGAGGCACCUGUGCCCUGCAGGUGUUGACAAGAUCCACCAUCUGUAACGUCCUUGGCACAAUAAAACCAAAUGUCAGUUUCCCCUGA